Messenger RNA from Melampsora larici-populina 98AG31, 930 nucleotides. RefSeq lists its product as uncharacterized. The record is from RefSeq and is a predicted model, not a curated record. Bases 1 to 930 code for a protein of 309 amino acids. NCBI's taxonomy places the organism in Eukaryota, Fungi, Basidiomycota, Pucciniomycetes, Pucciniales, Melampsoraceae. The transcript is spliced from 3 exons.
AUGAUGAUUGAGAAUACAGAGGCGGAAAUCGUGGCACUACGGGAAACCAAGCAAUGGACUCCAGAAUUGGAGGAUGAGAUGAGGGAGUUGACUGCUAAAACAACUAAAGACAUUUUACUUAGCAAAUGUGCCUACUACGAUGUGCUCCUUCCAAUCAUGAGCGAUUGUCCUUGCAACGAACCUAUGAACGCAGCUGAAAUCGGUAUAAUCGACUCAGAUUCUAUUGCCAAUACUUCAACACAACGCUCUUUCCCCCCUGUUGAAGAAACCUUAUCAACUCAAUGCACUAGGGGAAAUCAAUCCCAAUCUAUUGAUCUCAACACUUCUAAGGAUAUCAGCAACGAGGAAUUACAUCGAGUUCUUGAGGACAACAACCUAAUGAUUAACAAUGAAGUGGUCCAGCCGAGACCUUCUAAUUCGUCCUCUGUCCAAUGCUCUUCUAGCUCACAAUCUCUUGGUCAAUCAAAGUCCAAUCCACCUGGUACCUUUAGUCCAGCCAACAACCCUUCCAAGAACGAAUUCUCAAGACGCAACUUAGGAGGCUCGGGUAUCUUGAAAUCAAUCCAAUCAUCGUUACCUACUCAAGCGGAUUUCAAAGAAAUGAAUGAAAACAAUAAGGUUGCAAACAAAAAUCAAAAAUUGAUGCUGGAACAAGUAGCCGGAGCGACAUUGGAAGAAGAUUUAACACCAGAGGCGAUAGAAAGGAGACUUGCUAAGAAGAAGAAACAAGAGGAGCUCGAGAUUUUGAAAUUGGAUCGGGAAUUGGCUCAGGAGUGCAGGGCUUUGGAAGACCACAGCCAGGGCGCGGGCCUUUCCAAGCUAGAAUUAGCUUGUGAGAAGAUUUCGAUGAUAGCAAAACUUUUGGCUUCAACGAUUCCUUAUAACGAGGCUGAACGGAUGGCUCAGGCUGCCCUUGAGGAUUUGAAAUAA